Messenger RNA from Ogataea polymorpha, 816 nucleotides. RefSeq lists its product as uncharacterized. Gene Ontology annotation, cellular component: plasma membrane. The transcript has a single exon. NCBI's taxonomy places the organism in Eukaryota, Fungi, Ascomycota, Pichiomycetes, Pichiales, Pichiaceae. The coding region runs from base 1 to 816 and encodes 271 amino acids. Gene Ontology annotation, molecular function: acetate transmembrane transporter activity. The record is from RefSeq and is a predicted model, not a curated record.
AUGUCACAAUUUAACGAGGACGUCGAAAAACAAAUAGCUGACGAUCAGGUUGGAUCGUCCCACUCUCAACCUACUGCAGUCCAUGAGGAAGGCCUUCAGUCUGUGGUCCACUCCGAUGAUGGCAAGUAUCUUUGGUUGGGAGGUCGCAAGUAUCUCAAAAGUGAUCUUGUUAGUGCGUUCGGUGGUACUUUGCAACCGGGAUAUGCUCCUCCAAGCGUUCAUAAAUUCGCCAAUCCAGCGCCUCUGGGUCUGUCCGCUUUUGCACUGACAACGUUUGUUUUGUCGAUGAUAAAUGCCGGGGCCAUGGGUGUCUCCACCCCCAACGUGGUGGUUGGUCUUGCCGCUUUCUACGGAGGUUUAGUUCAGCUGCUGGCAGGAAUGUGGGAGUUGGCCCUGCAGAACACGUUCGGUGCAAUGGCUCUAUCCUCAUAUGGUGGGUUCUGGAUGAGUUACGCUGCUAUAUUUAUCCCCUUCUUUCAUAUUACUGACGCGUACGAGGAUGAAGUGGAACUGAGCAACGCGCUCGGUUUCUACCUACUGGGCUGGACCAUUUUCACUUUUAUGUUGAUGCUUUGCACCAUGAAAUCCACCGUCGCAUUUUUUUCGCUGUUUGCGUUCCUUGACCUCACAUUCCUUUUGCUCGCUGUCGGCCACUUGGCUCCGUCGUCUGGAUGUGUCACUGCGGGAGGUGUGUUUGGAGUGAUCACCGCUUUCAUCGCAUGGUACAACGCCGCAGCCGGUGUGUUUGACGAGGGCAACUCCUACCUGACCAUCAAGCCUAUUUAUCUGCCUAAGUUCGGCAAAAAGUCCAAUUGA